AUGAUAGUUCCUUGUCAGUUGCUUGAAGAUACUUUAGAAGAGCGGUUAGAGAAGGGUCUGCUUUGUGAUUCAGAAAAGAUGGAGGGAGAAACCAAAGAGCGGGAAUUGGAAGAAUCCAAGAAAAGAUCAAUGGAGGGGGGAAAGCAAGGGGCUUCAGUCAAAAAGUCCAAAAAGGACAAAGUUGUUGGUGCAACAGUGAAAGCUUCUCGGACUGAGGCAAACACAGUAUCUGUGGCACCACGUGUCAAACCAGAGCUCACGUUGCCAAUAAUGUAUCUCUGA
Molecule: messenger RNA, 282 nt
Organism: Ilex paraguariensis (yerba mate)
Lineage: Eukaryota; Viridiplantae; Streptophyta; Magnoliopsida; Aquifoliales; Aquifoliaceae
Source: the annotation of a GenBank genome assembly